GUUUAAAGUAGAAAGGAGAUCGAUCGGAAAAUGGCCCCCGCUGAAUGCGAGGCAACUUACAAAGUACUGGUUCUAGGCGAUUCCAAUGUUGGUAAGACGUGUAUAGUCCACAGGUACUGCGACCAAACUUACUAUGACACCUACAUAUCAACUAUAGGUAUAGAUUUCAAGCAGAAAAUAAUUUCCCUAGAUGGCACUCCAAUUAAAAUGCAGAUAUGGGAUACUGCUGGUCAGGAAAGAUUCCGCACCCUAACGACUGCUUACUACCGAGGAGCAAUGGGAAUCCUCCUCAUGUAUGAUGUCACUAACCAAGAAUCAUUUAAUAACCUCACAUAUUGGCUCAAGAAUAUCGAAGAGAAUGCAUCUCCCGAUGUCAUAAAAGUUUUGGCGGGUAACAAGUGUGAUGCUGUCUCGCAGAGAAUGGUAGAACAAGAUAUGGGACAAAAGUUGGCUGAAAAUUAUGAUAUACCAUUCUAUGAAGUUUCUUGUAAGCAGAAUAUCAAUAUUGACAAAAUAUUCCUUACCUUAGCACGCCAUAUUAGGGAGCAGAGAUCAUACCAGCAAUUGACAGAGAGGGAACAUUACGACAGUGGCCAAAAUGGGAACAUCACCCUAGAUCUGAAGUCUCGUAUUCUAGAACAUACAUCUCUAAAGGAACCCUGGAAAUGUACUUGCUAACUGUUACUGAUCAACGACUACAAUGCUUGGGUCAGUUGGAGUGGCCCUACUGCUCACAAUGUAUUCUUAGCUCCCACCUUAGUAUGCAAGAGUGGCAAGGUGGUCAGUAGUAUGAGCUGUUGUCGACUGUUUUGUAUACAUAUAUUGUAAUAUAUAUAUAGCUUGCUCCUAAACACAUAAAUUUUGGUUAUUAUGGCUUUAAUGUUUAACGUUCAUAGUAAAAUUGUGCGAAUAGUAGCUCUUCUCUUUGUUAAAUGUUCAUUAGAACUUGAAAAGUUAACAAUAUCUUUUUAUCAGAAAAUAAUUACAUUGCCCCGCCUGUCUGGUCAUUUUGAGGGAAUAUGUUACUGAGAUUCAAUUUCAGAAAAAAAAAAUCAUUGAAAUUGUUAUUACAUUGUUUUAUUGUUAUUGAAUUGUACAGAAUUGAACUGAGUAGCCAAGCUGCUUAAUGAAUAAAUUGUGAUAGCUAAUCCUCUUUUUUUUUUUCUUUCUGUAGUUCAUGAGCUUCUUGUUAUUUUAUUUUUUAGUUGAAAUUCAUCCAUUAUUAUAAAUAUUAGUAUUAAACUGUGACAUCAGACUGUAUCUUGGGUUUGCCUUUGCCUUUGGUUCAAAUGGUGUCCGCAUUAAGCUGUGAAAAAUAUUGUGGCAUAAACCAUGUUCCGUAAUUGUACACGUUUUUAUCAAAAGUAAGUCCCACUUAAAAAUAAUUUUAAUUAUCAUUUAUACCAGCUAUUUUAUCUAGGUUUUCUUCUUACUUAUCUUAUCUGAAUUCAAGGUUUUAUUUACCAUGACUUGAGAUUGUCCAAGUUCAGUGUAAUCCAAGCUAAGAAUAGAUUCGUCUUCCCACUAAUCGCCUAAGCCUGUUCCUUUAGGUCUGAAUUGUCAAUAUCAUUGAGUGCCGACUUCACCUCAGAAAAUUUAUUAGGAAUAAUAAAAAUAUUUACAUUACAUCCAUAAAUAAUCUUUUCCCCCAGCAGGCAAAAAAAUGGAUAUCAUGCCACUUCUAUGUCCAUAUCAAAAGGAAACUAAUUAUAAGCAGUGCCACCUGGUGAUAAAACAAGUUAACAAGCCUAUCCUUCGCUAUUUAUGAUUUGAGGAGAGGGAAAGGGGAUGUCUCACUUUAUCUCUAAGAAAAAGUGAAGCCAAAAAGUAGGGAGUUAACUGUACCUCUGGAGAUCUGGACAUAUUCAAAUAUGUAGUAGAUUCCCUCCUUUUUUGAAAUUAACUUAAAAAAUUUUCUUUUCCUAGCAAAUUUAAAUAGAAUAUCAAAUGCAAUUUUUAAUAAUUUGGUUCAACAACAAUGAAAAUCCAUGAAUCUAUUCUAAAGAAAUUCAAACUGGAUCUCUUUAUUUUUAAACUGAUACAUUUUUAUAUAACUCGUAAGAAUUCUAAUAUACAUUAAAAUUUAUCAAAAGCGGAUUUAAUGUAAAAUUUAAAAAGUAAAUUGUUAACAGCUUGAUAGAUUUUACAGAUUUGAUCUGACCGUUUGGUGAAUUUUAUUUUUAAAACAUUUAAUUAUUAAGUUGAAUAAAAAUAAAAUAAAAUGAAAACAAUGGGGUUACCUCAUAUCACACCUCAUAUCAAAUGUAUUUUAGGAACCUUCAAUUUAUAUUUGAAUAAAUAAUUUGUACAUCACAUAAAAUUUAUAUAUUUCAAACAUAAAAUCAUAUUUAAUGAAUAUAUCACGUAAUUGUCCCUCUAAAAGUUGUCUCCCCCCA
Messenger RNA from Nezara viridula (southern green stink bug), 2396 nucleotides. The record is from the annotation of a GenBank genome assembly. Lineage: Eukaryota; Metazoa; Arthropoda; Insecta; Hemiptera; Pentatomidae.